GCGACACCCUCCAGGCUACUUCGCCUCUAGUUCCGUACAUUUCUUUUUUAAAAUCUCAAAGAUUGAAAAUUAAGACUCCUGUUUUCAUGGUUAAUGGAUAUUUGGAGGUGGGGGGAGUCUGGCUCCUCAGACGCCAUAGAAGCCUGGAUCACGCUACACAGAGAGACAGAGACAUCCCAUGUGAAACGCCGAAGUGCUCCUUUCAGACUAGUGGAUAGGGCACUCUAGGGUUUUCUUAGCUCGGUGCUUCUUAGAGUCCUGGCAGUCUUUGGGUGGCGUCAGAACGUUUCCGGGCGAAGUUGCUGGCAGGGCACCAUGUCGGAGCUGAGCGAUGAGGCCAGCGAGUCGGAGCUGCUGAACCGCAGCCUGUCCAUGUGGCAUGGGGCGGGGCAGAUGGCCUGUGCCCAAGAGCUGGACGUCCCGCUGGACCUUCACACGGCAGCCUCGAUCGGCCAGUAUGAGGUGGUGCAGGAGUGCAUCAGACGAAAGGAGUUGGACCUGAAUAAGCGCAACUGCGGGGGCUGGACCCCACUGAUGUACGCCUCUUACAUCGGCCACGACACCAUCGCGCACCUGCUGCUGGAGGCGGGCGUGGAUGUGAACGUCCGGUCGCCCGAGGGUCAGACUCCGCUGAUGCUGGCUGCCAGCUGUGGGAACGAAAGCGUGGCCUACUUUCUCCUCCAGCAAGGGGCCAGCUUGGAGAUGACCGACAUCCAUGGCUGGACUGCCCUCCUCCACUGCACCAGCACUGGCCACCAGCAGAUGGUCAAGUUCUUAUUGGACAACGGAGCCAACGCCAACUGCAGGGAGCCCUUUUGUGGAUACACCCCUCUGAUGGAAGCAGCCGCGUCUGGCCACGAGAUCAUCGUCCAAUAUCUCCUCAAUCACCAGGGUGUGAGAGUGGACGUACGGGACAACUCCGGAGCCACCGCACGGAUGCUGGCCAAGCAGUAUGGCCACACAAAGAUUGUGGGGCUGAUAGACUUACACACGGCCCCUGUGCCCAAGGUCCUCUGCAGGGGUCCAGGGAAAUACGAAGACCUGAGCUCAUCGGAUGAAUCCUCUUCCGCUCCUCAGCGGCAGAGGCCUGCACGGAAAUCCAGGGGCCCCAGUAUCCACGAAGGGCCCCAUGCUUUGGCCAAGAUAACAGCGGUCCGGGUCGAAGAGAAAAGCCCUUCGCGUUAUGAGCAGGUCCCUCCCGAAGGCUACGUGACCUUUAACAAUGAUGGAAGCAGUUCGGAUGGAGGAGAUCUGCGUUACAGGGAUGUCACGUCUCCGAUUAACGAGCACGACGUGGAAACCUGCAGCAGCCAAGAAGAGAAUGCCCUCUUUGCCAACAACUUGGGCACCAUUGGAACCACCACCAGCAGCAGCAGCGAAGGCCUGGCCAGAGCCGUUGGGGUCAGCAGCGAGGGCUCCCUGGAGAGCAAUGAGGAUUCAGACCACGCUGGGAAGCUCUCCAGCCGAAAGCACGCCAAGAGCUACGUGAAGGCGAAGAACCGCUACAGCAACAGUGACAGCCACUGGUCUUGCAGAUCCAGGGUGUCCAAUCAGCACUGCAUCCCCUCGAACCCCGAGACUCCAUCCUACACGGGGCCCCAGGAUCUCGCCACUUUCCUGGAGCAGAUCGGCUGCCUCAAGUACCUGCCGGUGUUUGAGGAGCAGGACGUCGACCUUCGCAUCUUCCUGACGCUGACGGAGAGUGACUUGAAGGAGAUCGGCAUCACUCUCUUUGGACCCAAGAGGAAGAUGACCUCUGCCAUUGCCCGAUGGCACAGCAACGCCCUCCCUCCCAGCGACGCCCUGGAGCUGGCCUACGCAGAUCGCUUAGAGGCAGAGAUGCAGGAGCUGGCUAUUCAGCUGCACAAGAGGUGUGAGGAGGUGGAGGGGCUGAAGGGGCAGGUGUCCCAGGAGCAGGAGCUGCGCGCCGUGGUGGAGAGCUGCCUCAUGGAGCAGGACGUCGCCCGCAGCGACACCCAGGCGACGUUGCGGGAAGCGCUGGGCAUCACCAGGAGCGCCACGCUCCUCCUAGAACAGCUGCAGGCCUGUCAGGCAGAGCUGGCUUCCCGGGUGAAGCGAGAGCAUGCAGCUGACCGACGGCUGGACGUUAAAGCACAGCUGGGCAUUGGCCCGGAAGGCUGGCCCGCCGUCUUGGAGGUCUUCAGCCUGCCUGAGCUGUCGGCUGUUCUGGAGGAGCGCGUGGGAGAAGUGGGGAAGGCCCUGCGUUCAGUCGGCCGGACUCUUGAGAGGCUACAAAGUCCAGAGAAGGGCAAGCCGGCCCGGAAACAGCCCUAGCAGCAGAGGAAGAGAACCUGACGUCGGGUGACGGUUCCACCCGGAAGCGAUGUUUGCCUGGGGGAGAGUGUGCGGGAGCCGGCGGGACGGCACAGGCAGUCUGCGGCCAGAGCCAUCGCUCCCUUUCCAGGGGGCGCUGGUGGGAUGCUACGGCACAGAAGGGUUGUCAAGUCUGCGGGGCGAAGCAGAGACCCCGCGGCGGAGGGGCUACGACUGGAUCCUGCCACGGAACCGGAAGAACCGUGAGCAAAGCUUUCCCUCCUGAGCCUGGGAAUUCCGAGCUUGGGCAGCUUGACCGUGGGCUCUCUUGUGGUGGGAGGUGGUCUGAUAUUUCUGGAAGGGCCCUUGGUUUCAGCAGCUGGGUUCCUCUCUCUCUGUCUGUCCUUCCCCUCGCUCCCCCCCACCCCCAAAUACGGACAAGAGGAAAGAUGGCAAGAAUGGGCACUUGUGUCCCGGGAACUUGUCCUCUAUCGCGGGGGGUUGGUCUGUUAGAGCGAUGCUUCCCUCGAUUCCGCAGGAGGGCAUGGACUUUCCCGGGCCCUCUGAGCACAGCCCGCUCUUGUUUUUAUGGGGGUCACUUUGCCUCGGAUGGGCAAGAAGAGAGACAAGGGUGGCUGGUAUUUUUAACACGGUUUUUAAACUUUUAUAUGGAAAUCGGUGAUUUUAAGUGGGCUGGGGGUGCAAGCUAGCCCCUGGGGCUCAGGACAGUGGGUUCCCCCUGCUCAACUAGAAGCAUAAGCCGGCAGUGCUGGUGACGCGGGAUGUGAUGCACCUAUUCCUCAUGGAAGCCAAAUAGUGUCUUGCGAAGCCUGUCCCAACUCGCUUUGGGAGGAGAGGUAACCUUGUUGUUCUUCUGACCUGCUCCUGACGAGCGCAUGUCAGCCCACAUGCUCCCCUGCGACUUCGUCCGCUUCGCUCAAGGCUAAUGUUCAGGCGGGAUGUCGGGAAUGCGCAAAUGAAACGAGGAGUGUGUGUAUCAUUGCAAGGGAGGCAGGCACAGCUGCCUGUAGCCAACAUCUGCUCUGCGGCAGACUCGUGUUCUGCGACACGGAGGUGUGGAAUAACCCGGAGCGUGGACGCUGGCAGCACUUCUGGGCCUUGGCUUCCCAGAGAUGGCACCCGUUUUUAGCAGGAUGUGGGAGGCCGCUGUGGAUGCAACCCUGCUGAUCUCCCUGGCAAGGAGAAAAGACGUGGGUGUGGGCGGGCGUCUCUAAUAGGACUGUCCUCACGAUCAGCCUUGGGGCAGGAGAUGCAUCCGACCCGAAUUCGGCAGCCAUGCACGCUCCUGAUUUAGCCAUCGUGAGAAUUCUACAUGCCAGGGCGGCGGAGAGGAAAAUGCUCAUCUGUGAGCUGGGGCAGGGGGAGGCCGGCGGCAGCGGGGAGUCGAGAACAAGUACCCAGCUGCAGAGGGAGGGUGGAGGGUAAGUGCACACAUGCAUGUGCGCACACCUUCCUUUUCACCACGUCCUGCCUUUCUUGCAGGAUUCUCACAAUGGCCGAUUUGGGAGCCCAAGUCACAGGCUCCCAAAUUAGGGUUGGAGGCUUCUCUUACCCUAAUAUCUGUCUUGCAAAUGUUUGGGCUGUUCUCAUCCUUGCUCACCUUAAACCUCGCAAGCAUCCAAUGAGGUAGUAAACCUGUGUCUGGCCCAUACCAUUCCAAGUUGAGGGCAGGAUGAUAUAUAAUUGCUCCUCCAUCUUAUGAAACCCCUCCUCCAAGAGCAGGAAUUCCCCACCUUGGGUCCCCAGAUGCUGCCGGACUACAGCUCCCAAGGCCCUUGUGGCUGGGGAUGAUGGGCGUUGUAGUCCAGUGGCAUUUGGGCACCCAAGACGUCGGGCCCAAAGGCUGGGAUAGAAUCGGACAGCUAGGCUGGCAUAAGUUGCACACAGUACAGAUCUAACAGCUUAGAACCGGGUAUGUGCCCUCUUUCCAGUCUCAGGAAGGAUACGCCAAGAUUAGUGGGUGUGUACAUCAUGCCCAGUAGAAUUCCUGGCAUAUUCUACCCUACUUGCAGCACGGCACCUCUGCAACUGAGAUUUAAAGAGCGGGAUAGAUUGCCAAUCCCUUGCCACAAGUAGGGUAGACCAGGCCAAGACUGAGUGUGAUGCAUGAACUCACCAAUCUCGGAAUAUUGUUCCCAAGACCGCAAGUGGGGCUGCCACAUCUCAGCCAAGCCUCCCAUUCUGUGCGAAGUGUGAAGCUAGCCUUGAUUUUUCUACAUGCAAGCAAGAGGGUUUUUUGUUUUUGGCACAGAGGUGCGUGUGUUCCAGUGAGCGCCUGCUAAAACAAUAUAGCCCAGAUAGGGCUUGUCCACUCCAUGUAAGACCAAAGCAUUGGUGGCUAUAAAAAAAGCUGCAAGUGGUUUUGAUAGGCCAAGGGGAAGGGGGAAGUGCUUUUUCAAACAGCCAGUCCUAACCUUUAAUCCUCAAAGUGUACUAUAUAUAUGUAUUGCCUGUCUGUGUUGAGCCAGUAUCUUCUGCUACAAGAGAGUUGAGUGGCCAGAACAGUGCUGUGGCGGCUUCCCCUUGGGUUGAUGCCAGCGCCCCCUGCAGGCUAUUUUCAGAGUGGAAGUCAGGAAUUGGGCGGGGGGAGGCGCUAUCUCCAGUAGCCAAACAUUUAUAUCAUGACAGUGGAGUUGGUGGGCUGGUGGGGGAAGCAUUUUCUUUCCCAAUUCUUAUAUUUGGUGACAAAUUCAACAUGCACUGUUGCAAAUAAAUCAAUCUUUUGACCCAGCGUCUCAACGGCACUGUCCU
This is a messenger RNA of Hemicordylus capensis (graceful crag lizard), 5046 nucleotides long. RefSeq names its product ankyrin repeat and sterile alpha motif domain containing 3 (gene ANKS3). Gene Ontology annotation, molecular function: protein binding. The transcript has 17 exons. The record is from RefSeq and is a predicted model, not a curated record. Gene Ontology annotation, cellular component: cilium. Lineage: Eukaryota; Metazoa; Chordata; Lepidosauria; Squamata; Cordylidae. Bases 316 to 2295 code for a protein of 659 amino acids.